Molecule: messenger RNA, 2880 nt
Organism: Sceloporus undulatus (fence lizard)
Lineage: Eukaryota; Metazoa; Chordata; Lepidosauria; Squamata; Phrynosomatidae
Gene: SLC7A9
Product: solute carrier family 7 member 9
Exons: 14
Coding region: 134-1621 (495 amino acids)
Biological process (GO): amino acid transmembrane transport
Cellular component (GO): membrane
Molecular function (GO): L-amino acid transmembrane transporter activity
Source: RefSeq, a predicted model, not a curated record
CAAGAAAAGCUGCAUUGAACAAGUAAAGGAAGACGCUGGAGGAAGCAUUUUUAUGGUGUACGGAGAGUAACACAACACAUAGGUUAUUGUUUGCAGAAUAAACCCUGCUGGUUUAUCAGAUCACAUAAAGCAAAUGGCUGAAGGAAGCAUAAAACACAGAAAACAGAGCUCUGACCAAGGACCAGAUGGACUUUCUGUUCAAAGCAAGCAAUCCAAAUCUAUGAAUCUACAAAAAGAGGUGGGUCUGAUCAGCGGCAUCUCUGUCAUUGUUGGGACUGUGAUUGGUUCAGGGAUCUUUAUUUCUCCCAAAGCAGUGCUGGCCAAUGUUGGAGCAAUCGGGCCUUGUUUAAUCAUCUGGGCAGCCUGCGGAGUGCUUGCCACACUGGGUGCGCUAUGUUUUGCCGAACUUGGCACAAUGAUAACAAAAUCAGGAGGAGAAUAUCCAUAUCUGAUGGAAGCAUUUGGCCCAAUACCUGCGUAUUUGUUUUCCUGGACAAGUCUAGUAGUCAUCAAGCCCACAUCUUUUGCCAUAAUUUGCCUCAGUUUUGCAGAAUAUGUGUCAGCUCCAUUUUAUCCAGGAUGUGACCCUCCCAUAGUUAUUAUCAAGUGCCUGGCAACUGUAGCCAUAGUGACCAUCACAAUAGUGAAUUCAUUGAGUGUGAAGCUGGCAAGCUAUGUUCAGAAUUUUUUUACUGCUGCUAAAAUGGUGAUCGUUGUCAUUAUCGUUAUAAGUGGCAUUGUCCUACUAGCGAAAGGAAAUACUCAGAACUUUCAAAAUUCAUUUGACGGUCCCCCGCUUUCCGUGGGCACUAUUAGCCUGGCAUUUUAUAAUGGCCUCUGGGCAUAUGAUGGAUGGAAUCAGCUCAAUUAUAUUACAGAAGAGCUGAAAGAUCCUUUUAGAAAUCUGCCACUGUCUAUAAUUAUUGGAAUACCGCUGGUCACCGUAUGUUAUGUUCUGAUCAAUGUUUCCUAUUUCACGGUUAUGACAGCGACAGAACUUCUGCAGUCUCAAGCCGUCGCGGUGACAUUUGGAGACAGAGUUCUUUAUCCUGCUUCUUGGAUCGUUCCUCUCUUUGUGGCUUUUUCUACCAUUGGAGCAGCCAAUGGGACUUGCUUUACUGCUGGCAGACUGGUUUAUGUAGCAGGUCGUGAAGGGCACAUGUUGAAGGUGUUAUCUUACAUCAGCAUUAAGCGUUUAACUCCAGCACCUGCUAUCAUGUUUUAUGGUGCAAUAGCUAUUAUUUAUAUCAUCCCAGGAGACAUCAACACACUCAUCAACUACUUCAGCUUUGCAGUUUGGCUGUUCUAUGGUUUAACUGUAGUGGGACUCGUUGUCAUGCGUUUUACUAGGAAAGAACUUGAGAGGCCUAUCCGUGUCCCUCUUAUCAUCCCCAUCAUUGUGGCACUUGUUGCUGUCGUUCUGGUCCUGGCACCCAUUAUCACUAAACCUGAGCUGCCAUAUUUGUACUGUGUCCUGUUUAUUCUUAGCGGACUCAUCUUUUACGUACUUUUCAUCCACUUUAAAUUUGCUUGGGCUCAAAAGAUUUCAAGACCCAUUACUAUGCAUCUUCAGAUGCUGAUGGAAGUUGUUCCAGCAGAAGGAGUUAUUGAGGAAAACUGAUCACCUCAUCCUUCAAAAGGCACAAUCCUCUGAAUGGCUCAGGAGAAACGCUGCAUCAUUUCGCUUCCAUGGCUCUAAUUUCUCUGAAGAUUAGGGAAGUUCUGCGAGGCAGCCAGUGCCCUGAAGACAUAUUCAGCCAUAUUUACAUGUUAUUUUGCGGUUACAUAUAGUUUGUUUUACAGCACUUACAACUCAAAAGAGCAGUGAAAUCAUAAGGAGGUAGGUUUAUGCAGAAGAGGAUAACCCUGAAUAUUUCUGGCUGUUGAUUUCAAAUUUGGAAAUCAAAAUGGAAAGCAUUCCAACUUUUGUUAGUUUGGAUACUUCUCUUUUUCGUUUGGUAAUGAAGAGAUCCGUAUUACAGUGCCAUCUAUCAGCAAACAAACAUGGAAGCACAAAGCUAAAAUCCAAUGUAUUCAUACCCUAUGGAUAUGCAAAGAUCUGACACGCCAGGAAACGACAGCUAAGCAAACAUUAGUUCUUGGAGGAUCAAGGAGGGCAUGCUUGCAAUUGUACUCUGCUAGGAUUUGAAAUCAAUGGCAUAUGGAAAUGUUUAUAGGCUGAGCUUCCUGUUGAAUAUUUCAAAUAUAUGGUAGGGAUUGGCUUUUCUACACUGAAGUUAUGUUUCACGGAUUUGAUAGACUGUGUAUUUUGGGUACUGAUCACAGGAUCUAAAGAAAAGUCAGUCUAGCAUCAUGGCCAAGGCAGACAAGUGUCCCAAACGUUUGUUUGCCCAAAGAAUGAACGUCUACAUCCUAAUCCUUGUAGUUCUAGUUCAACAUCCUGAACCUCUGGAUCUUUGGAGGACCAAGGCAGGCAUACAAAUGAUUCACUCAGAAGCCUAAUCAUCAAGGGCUUCUCCUAAUUUCCUGUCAUCUACAAAUUUUAUAAGCAUGCCCUCUAUUCCUUCAUCUAACUCACUGAUAAAGAAGAGGACUAGCACUGGGCCCAGGACAGAACCCUGUGGCAUCCCACUAGUCACUUCUCUACAGGAUGAAGAGGAGCCAUUGCUGAGCAUCCUUGAGGUUUAGCUGUUCAACGAAAUAUAAAUCCACCUAAUAGUUGCAUUGUCUAGCCCACAUUUUACUAGUUUGUUUUCCAGAAUAUUGCAGGGGACUUCAUUGAUGGUGGAUAGUAGAAAUUUCCCUGGACAGCCUCAAAACUCAAUAUUCCAGCAUUACUAACUUCUAGCGUACUGUGAAUGCCAAUUGUUUAUAUUAUAUAUAUUAUUAUGCUUUAUAUAUAAAAUAAAGUUUCUAAAA